Molecule: messenger RNA, 705 nt
Organism: Brachypodium distachyon (stiff brome)
Lineage: Eukaryota; Viridiplantae; Streptophyta; Magnoliopsida; Poales; Poaceae
Exons: 1
Coding region: 1-705 (234 amino acids)
Biological process (GO): nucleobase-containing compound metabolic process
Cellular component (GO): cytoplasm; nucleus
Molecular function (GO): 3'-5' exonuclease activity; nucleic acid binding
Source: RefSeq, a predicted model, not a curated record
AUGGCAAUCACCUACCACGCACCUCGCCAGGUGGCGUCUGGUCGUCGCUCAAGGGCAGACAAGAUCCACACGGACGUCAUCAUGGACGACGGCACCAGCAUCCGCACCACGGUCACGAACUCGGGCUACCUCGUCGAGUGCUUUCUCAAAGAGGUGCAGCAGCGGUUCCACGAGGAGGUCCAAGCAGCUGAGCCACAGGAUGCCGACGUCCAACAUUGCCUCAUCGUCGGCCUCGACACGGAAUGGCGCCAGAUCUCCCACAAGGGCAGGCGGGCCAAGUCAUUCCAAAUCGCCCUCCUCCAGCUCUGCGUCGGCGACCGCUGCCUGGUCUUCCAGAUUUUCAACGCCGACUACGUCCCUCACCAGCUCGCGGAGUUCCUCGCCAAUCCGGACCACUGCUUCGUCGCCGUCGGGGUCGGCGGCGACGAGCAGCGGCUGCGCGAGGACUGCGGGAUUGAGGUGGCGUACACGAUGGACCUGCCUGAGGUCGCGGCGGAUGUGCUCCACCGCCCGAAGCUCCGGCAGUCGGGGCUCAAGACCCUGGCGCGGGAGGUGAUGGGGGCGCUCAUCGACAAGCCCAAGCGGGUGACCCUGAGCGACUGGUCCUCGGAGCACCUGACGUGGGAGCAGGUCCGCUACGCUUGCAUCGACGCCUUCGUGUCCUUCGACGUUGGCCGCCGGCUGCUCUGCAAUCACGGUGUUUGA